AUGGUUAUGACAAGAUUCGUGGAUUACUUCGUUGUCAUCGGAUAUGAUCAUGAGAAGGACAGUGAGUUGAUUGCUUGCAUUUAUCAUCACCUCCAAUGCAGGAAUGGACUAAGUACUGGCAAAAUCAUUCAACGUUUCCCUGAGAAGGAUUGGGAUGAUUGCCCAUUCAUUGAAGGAAUUGAAUUGUUCUGCCAGCCUUUAGGAUGGAUGCUGAGCAGUGAGCGUCAGGAACCCAGAUACUUUGUCUCUGUUCUUACAGACAUUGAUGCCAACCGUCACUACUGUGCCUGCCUUACUUUUUAUGAAACUGUCUCCAUCACUCCACCAAAACCAGUGGAUGAAGAUGAUGACAGCUUGGAUUUUUUUGGGAAUGGCAAGCGGUAUGAUUGUUAUACGAACUUGAGUGAGAAACUCUCCAAAUGCUCAAUAGGCUGCGCCACACCUACUGGUAUAUCACAGAGCACCAUGAUGUUUGCCCCAAAGUGCUUAGUGCUUGUAUCAAGGCUGGAUUACCUUGAGACAUUUAAGGCAAGCAUAUGUUGGUACUUUCAGAACUGUUUGGGGAUUAUAUAUACUGGAUACAUGGACAAUAAUAUAGGGGCUUCUCUGGAGGCUUUAGUUGGGAAUAUGUUGGGUUGCAUUCAAGUACCCCCAGCUGGUGGACCCCAAGUAAGAUUCAGCCUUGGUGCAGGUGAUAGACAAGCUAUUCAGCCUCCUCUACAUGAAUCCCUCCCUGUCACCAAGAACACUGUUGCUCAACUCUUCCAGGAGCUUGGUAUUCUAAGUACAUUGACUCUCCUCUGUGCUGCCUUGACUGAGCAUAAAGUGCUGUUUCAUUCAAGCAGCUACACUCGUCUGACUGAGGGCUGUCAAGCCCUUACGGCCUUGAUGUUCCCCUUUCACUACACCCAUGUAUAUAUCCCAGUGCUUCCUGCCUCACUUCUUGAAGUUCUUUCCACCCCAACCCCAUUCAUAAUGGGUGUUCAUUCUUCACUCAAAUCUGAAAUCUCAGAACUCAUAGAUGUGAUAGUGGUUGAUCUGGAUGGAGGAGCUUUGAGUUUGCCUGAGAGAAUUCCAUUAUUCCCGGAGCCCCUGUGGUCACAGCUGAAACAAAGCUUGAGUCAAGUCUUAGAUCCUGGCUUAGGCAUAUCUGAUUCUGCCUUUGCUGCCGGACCUCCUCGUUCUCCACCCCCUGAGAUGUUGGACAAAGAAAUUCGUGCUGUUCUCAUGAGAACAUUUGCUCUGCUGCUUCAAGGAUAUCGAAGCUGUCUCACCAUUAUUAGAAUUCAUCCCAAACCUGUCAUCACUUUUCACAAGGUUCAAGCAAAGUGUUUUUACAUGGCUGCCUUCUUGGGCCAUCGUGGCCUAAUUGAAUGCGAGUUCACUGCAAGGCUUUUGAAUUGUAUGUUCUUCACUGCCUUUGUCCAUGAGAGAGGUUCUCCUUGGCGUCCAACUGAUCUUUGGGAUGACCUGUACAGUUCAUCUGCAGACUGGCUACGCUUGGAACAACAAGACUCUCGCAUGAUACAUCUUCACAUUCAGGUGAAUGUUUAUGAGUUUCAGGAACUGGCCCAGCAGCUGUAUAACAAUGAACAUCCUAACCCUCAACCAUACAGUCAGAAGAUCCCUAAACCUACAGAAGGAGCUUUUACUAGAGUUCACAUACCCCAGUUUCCUCUUCUGGAUACGAAGCAGGUUCAUCAUAUAAUUGAAGAAACUGUUGCCAAGCUGGGGGCUCAGAAGAAGUAUUGGGCCAGAGGAAGACCAGAGGAAGAAGACCCACUUUGCUGCGACCUUCUUCUUUCCCAGCUCUUCAGUGAUGAUGCAGUGAGCGAUAUCAGAAUAUCCUCAGUAAGGUCCCCUUCUCCCCGCAUUGUUCCCAUGGGCCCAGUUAUCACUAGUCUUCAGGAGAACAGACCUCUCAUCAAUAAUUCAGCCAGACGUCUUGAGGUCUUGAGGAAUUGUGUAAACUGCAUCUUUGAGAACAAGAUAGCAGAUGCAAGGAAAACAUUCCCUGCAGUACUUCGUGCUCUGAAGAAUAAGAAUGCACGUCUUGCUCUGUGUGAGGAGUUGGCACUUCAUGUCACAGGAAACAAGGCAAUGCUGGAACAUCAGCAGUUUGAUCUUAUUGUUCGUCUCAUGAACUGUGCUCUUCAGGAUGAAUCUGACAUGGAUGAGUAUGGAGUAGCAGCUGCAUUGCUUCCCUUGGCCUCUGCUUUCUGCAGGAAGCUUUCUACAGGUGUUAUUCAGUUUGCUUAUACCUGCAUCCAGAAGAUGGAAAUGAGAAGGUGCUCGGGAAUGGGAAAGGCUCCUGAGCCCUCUGCUUUGGAGGUGGCUGCAGAUCAGAUGCGACAGUGGGAAGCUCUGGCUUCAGAGAAAAAGCAGGAAUUGGUGACAAAUGAGGAAUCGACUCUCUACAGUCAAGCUAUUCACUAUGCAAAUCGACUAGUCUACUUGAAGGUCCCCCUCAACUCUUCACUCUCCCUUUCUCACUCUGAAAGUCUUUUGGAUGGUAGCAGCACUAACAGUGCCAACAACAGCAAUGCUGACACAACCAGCAUAGGAGAGGAAUCAGGGUUUGAAGAAGCCAAUAUUCCAGAUUCUGUUGUUAAGUUUGUAUCAAAAUUCAUUGACAAAGUUUGCACUGAAGGCAACGUAACCCCAGACCAUAUCCAGAUGCUUCGCCAGAACAUACCUGAUGUUGUUUCAAUGCACAUAGAAACCUUGGAGGCUGUCCACAGAGAAUACAAGCGUCUUCCACCCAUUCAGAAGCCUAAGAUCACCCAGCCAAGCCUCUUGCCUGGAGAAGAGCUCGUUACAGAAGGUUUGAGGGCAUAUCUCCUGCCUGAUGGUAGGGAAGAGCACAUUGGGGGUACAACAGGAGGUCCUGCUUUUCUGCCCGCUGAGGGUGCCUUGUUCCUCUCCAACUAUCGCAUCAUCUUUAAGGGAACACCUUGUGAUCCUUUCGCUUGUGAGCAUUCAAUCAUUCGCUGCUUCCCAAUGGCUGGAUUGACCAAAGAGAAAAAAAUCAGUGGUCAGUACUUGCCACAUGUGGAUCAGUGGCUCCAGGAAGGAAUGCAACUUCGUUCUGCAACAUUCCAGGUACUCAAGGUUGCUUUUGAUGAAGAGGUGGGUAACGAAAAGGUAGAACUCUUGAGGAAGCUUCUUCCUCGUCUCCGAUAUCCAGCUACUCUAUGUGACCUGUUUGCUUUUCAUGGCCAAGGAAUUGCACUCCUUGCUCCCACUUCAAAGGACAAAGCCAAGAAUGCAACACUCAGAGGCUUUGCCAAGAAGACUUUGUUGCGGACAGCAAAGAAAGCAGGGCUGAAACCAAAAUCUCCUAAACAGAAAAAAUAUGCAUAUCCAACAGAUGGAACCUUGAGGUCACGAACAUCACCUAGUCACUUGAGCCUUCAGCAUGGGGAGAGCCUGGAAACUAUGAGAAUGGGACUCAGUGCAACCCAAGAUGAACUAUCAGUCAUUGAUGAUAUAGAGUUGUCAGAAACUGUGCUGUCACAUCAGUCAUAUGCUGCUUUCCAACAAACUGACCCUAAGACUUUGGAAAGGCUGAUGGAAAGAAGUUAUGUGAAGGAUUAUGUGCGACUUGGUCUGGGGUCCUCACCAAAUGGAUCAUGCAAAACAUCCAAGCACAUUGAGCCUUUCAGGAUCAGUUCUAUCAAUGGCAACUACUCACUUGUUAGGAGUUAUCCAGCUCUUUUGGCGGUGCCGGGGCAAGUGAGUGAUGACAGCAUCAGUCGGUUUGGGAGACUGUAUCGGCACAAUCGAUUCCCUGUUAUAACUUGGCGCCAUCCAAAGACCAGAGCUCUUCUUUUACGAGGUGCAGGAUUCCAUGGAAAGGGAGUCAUGGGAAUGUUAAGAGUCCAUCAUACUCACCAAUCUGGAGUGCAUAGUGAGACAUCCAGCAACCUGGAACAGGAGAAGUUUUUGGCUUCAGUGGUAAACUUGACACCAAUGGCCAUGAUGAAGCAAGGUUCAACUUAUCUUCAUGAUUCCAAUCUCAGCUUGGAUUCCUUGGCUUUCACUGCUGCCAUGGGUGAUAAUUUUCCAACCCUUACUCCAGAGGCAUCCAGGCGGUCUAGUGCCUUCACCAAAGCUAUGACAUCACUCAGCAUAAUGGAUGAGACAGCAGAUGAAAGCAGUGAAAGAGAUCAUGGAAAAGACACUGUGGAGAUCAAUCAUAGGCAUUGCCAGUUGAGAAAGGAGCAAGCAUGGCUUCCCAAUGCUGUUGUCCAGUCUCAUUCAAGAGAAUCACUAGAGGAGAAUGAGGAAAAUUUGAUCACCAGCCCACCCAGUGACACAGAUUCAUUUCAGAGGCCAAUCCUUCACAAUCGUGCAUUGUCUGAGCCAUGGGACUCCACAGAUCGUGAUGAUCUUGAAAUUCUGGUUGCCAAGAAGGGACUGAGCAACUCAAUAUCUGGGUUAGUCUUCAGUGUAUAUGCCCUUGUCUGCUUCUUGCUUGCUCCUAUCUUUGGCAAGUUGCUCCCCUACACUGGCCCCAAGUUCAUGUUUAUUGCAGGUUCUCUGUUUGCUGGGAUCUGUUGCAUCCUUUUUGGAUUCUUAGAUCAGAUUGAGGAUCCAACGAUGUUUGCUUUGUUCUGCUUCCUGGUGAGAGGCAUGGAAGCAUUGGGUGCAGCUGCAUUCGGAACAGCUGGCUUUACGUUUGUUGCCCACGUCUUCCCUGACAAUAUUGGUGCUGUGAUGGGAGUAUUAGAGAUAUUUGUUGGCCUUGGACUAUCAGCUGGGCCAGCAAUAGGAGGUGCACUCUAUUCUGUAAGCAUUGAUAUCAUAAGAGCAUUGUGGCUGAACAUUUUAUCUCUUGCUCUCAUUGCAAUAUUUGGGGCUGCUGCUUGCAUUCCAACAUUUGAGCAGUCUUUCCGAGAGGCCAGGGAAGUGCUUGGUCCAUCUGUUGGAGGGAUCCUCAUGGAUCAUUUUGGCUUCCCUUUAGCCUCUGAUGCCAUUGGAUUUACCUCAUUUGGAUUGGGCAUUAUGGUGCUAUUGUUUCACAUUUAUUGGACUUCUUCCUCCACACAAAUGAAUGGUGCUACCAUUCUGCCUUCCAAAAGUCCUUCCUGUGAUGAGACUGAGCCAUUGCUUGGCAGAAACCGAUAGAUAACCUUUUUUUUUCAUUCCUCCAGAGAUGUACUGCUGUAGCGUUUUUAAUCCUCUUGCAUUUGUGAUACAAUUCAAUAUCAUGUGCUGUGUACCUAUGUGUCUGAUAUUCCAUUAUGAAUUUGCUAUAUAUUCCCUUUUCAAUUUAUAUAUUGGGCUUCCCACAUGUGAUGAGUCCAGAUGUGAAACUAAGGGUACAGCACUAAAUCAUAGAGUGGCCCAAAAUUUCUGGUUAAUUUUUGAUUCCAUGAGCUGUGAAACUGCAGAUGAAUAAUUACCAAAGGAAAUUCAGUGCAAGGUUUUGUCUCUUUUACAAGUGUUCUUGUUUCAUAUUCCUGAGGUGAUAUUUUUUUUAUCAUGGACUCUUGAUGUGUAAAAUACUCAUGUCACGAGAAAUAUUUUCAGUAAAAGUGAUUUUUUUGGUU
Molecule: messenger RNA, 5555 nt
Organism: Darwinula stevensoni
Lineage: Eukaryota; Metazoa; Arthropoda; Ostracoda; Podocopida; Darwinulidae
Source: the annotation of a GenBank genome assembly